AUGAUCGUCGUUGGAAGCGCCAUAGACGAUGCAUCACUGCAGCUCAUCCGUGCCGCUGUCCGGUCAGACCCCGACACAUCGAGUCUGCGUUCUGGCAUCGAGCGCAGGGCCCUCCUCGGCGAACAGUCUUCCUCCGAAGUGACAGCAGCCAUGAUGCACGUCGAGCCGCUUUCGCUCUCCAUGUUCGACCUGCCCGACGACUUUCCCACCGCGGCUCGCUUUCUCGCACAGAAGACAACCCAACCGGAUGACGGGAGUGAUAGCAUACCUCUCCUGGACUGGUAUCUGUUCGAGCGCAAAGACUUUGACCCCAACAUCAGCCCCGAGGACAAACAGAAGCUCUCCAGCCGCAUGCAGCGGCUGGUGAUGCUGCUGCGCAAGCCGCGGUCCCCAGCCUUCAUGACACCGCAAGCCGGAGGCUACAUCCACGAUGCUUCGUCGUCGUGCUGGUGGCUCGUCCUCCAUUUUCCACUCGAGCUGCGCCUCUCCCUGCACUACCAGCUCCCUUCGUCGACACACCUGACUCCGGUGUCGCUACUGUCCCUCGUACGGUCCAAGACAGCCCCCAAACCGCGGCUCGAGGCGCGGAUCGCACUUGCAAGCGCCAUCUGCACGACCUUCUCGGAGCUCUACACCAGCGGGUGGCUGCACAAGGGGGUGCGAAGCGACAACAUCCUGUUCCGCACGUCGUCGCUCGACCCUCUCCUCCCCAGCACCACCGGGGGAAACCAAUCACCGCUGCCGCGACAAGACUCUCCUUCACACAUGGCCACGCUACUGCAGUCGUUCCUUGUGGCAGGUUUCGACUACUCGCGCCAGGAGAGCGAGGGCGCCACCAUCGACAAGGCCAAGACGUCAGGCAACGUGGCCGUGGCGAUGUACCGCCACCCAAAUUACCAAGGCGACGCAGCCCAGGGGUACAAUGUGCAGCACGACAUGUACUCUCUGGGGUUGGUGCUCGUCGAGAUUGCACUGUGGAUGCUGAUUUCGUCGUUUCUAGACGCAAAGCCGGCUGCGGCGGCGGCGGCGGCGGCCGGCAUAUGCAGUAGCUGCAGGAAGAAGAGGGGACGACGGGGUUCGACAUCAGCGAGGGCUGGCGGUCAGGCGGACGGCUCUGCGUCUUCUGCUGUUAUUCUGUCGUCUGAUAUGAAACUAUUCCACGAGCCGCAUGCUGUCGAGCUCAGACGUCGGGUACUAUCCAGGGCGGACUCGGAACUGGGGUUUCGCGUUGGGUCCAAGUAUUAUGGUGCUGUCAAGUUUUGCCUCGAGAUGGAUGACGGACGGCUAGGAGCAGCUGGGGCCGCGGCGGAGGAGGACGGCCUGGCAAUUCCCUUUCACCCGGCCAUGGAGUUUUACAACAACGUCGUAGUUCCGUUGGCGUCGGCAAGUCAUGGGAGCCUGUGA
Messenger RNA from Lasiosphaeria miniovina, 1404 nucleotides. RefSeq lists its product as uncharacterized. Gene Ontology annotation, biological process: protein phosphorylation. Gene Ontology annotation, molecular function: ATP binding; protein kinase activity. NCBI's taxonomy places the organism in Eukaryota, Fungi, Ascomycota, Sordariomycetes, Sordariales, Lasiosphaeriaceae. The coding region runs from base 1 to 1404 and encodes 467 amino acids. The record is from RefSeq and is a predicted model, not a curated record. The transcript has a single exon.